Molecule: messenger RNA, 1618 nt
Organism: Ananas comosus (pineapple)
Lineage: Eukaryota; Viridiplantae; Streptophyta; Magnoliopsida; Poales; Bromeliaceae
Product: 1-deoxy-D-xylulose 5-phosphate reductoisomerase, chloroplastic
Biological process (GO): isoprenoid biosynthetic process
Molecular function (GO): NADPH binding; protein binding; manganese ion binding
Source: RefSeq, a predicted model, not a curated record
GCUUUCUCUCUCUGGGGAAUCAGAAGAAGAGGAAGAGGACGGAGAUGGCGCUUAAAUUCUCAGUUCCGGGGGAAAUUGGGGGCGUCUCCUUCUUGGAUUCGAGCAGAGGGACCUUUCGACACCUCAAAGUGGAUUUUUCAUUUAAGAGGAGGGAGAGGAGAACGAUUUUGUCGAAGAGAACAUGUUGCUCGAUUCAGCAGAACCCGCCACCGGCGUGGCCGGGGCGAGCCGUUCCGGAGCCAGGGCGGAAGUCGUGGGACGGGCCCAAGCCUCUCUCGAUCGUUGGCUCGACCGGUUCGAUCGGAACUCAGACUUUGGACAUAGUUGCUGAGAACCCGGACAAAUUCCAAGUUGUCGCACUUGCCGCUGGAUCCAAUGUGACUUUAUUGGCUGACCAGGUCAAAACCUUCAAGCCCAAGUUGGUUGCUGUGCGAAAUGAGUCAUUGGUCGGUGAGCUAAAAGAAGCUUUAGCCGACUGUGAAGAGAAACCUGAAAUUAUUCCUGGGGAGCAAGGAGUUGUAGAGGUUGCUCGCCACCCAGAUGCAGUUACAGUCGUUACAGGAAUAGUCGGGUGUGCUGGAUUGAAGCCUACUGUAGCUGCAAUUGAGGCUGGAAAGGAUAUCGCACUUGCAAACAAAGAAACUCUUAUCGCAGGAGGUCCUUUUGUGCUUCCGCUUGCACACAAGCACAAAGUUAAGAUACUUCCUGCCGAUUCCGAGCACUCUGCAAUAUUCCAGUGUAUUCAAGGCUUACCAGAGAACGCACUUCGCCGCAUUAUUUUGACUGCUUCUGGAGGAGCCUUCAGGGAUUGGCCGGUUGAGAAGUUGAAAGAAGUGAGAGUCGCUGAUGCUUUAAAACAUCCGAACUGGAACAUGGGGAAAAAGAUCACUGUUGAUUCUGCCACUCUAUUCAAUAAGGGACUAGAAGUUAUCGAAGCGCACUAUUUAUUUGGCGCCGAGUACGAUAAUAUAGAGAUUGUGAUUCAUCCCCAGUCAAUCAUACACUCGAUGGUCGAGACACAGGACUCGUCUGUUUUGGCUCAGUUGGGAUGGCCGGAUAUGCGGCUACCAAUCCUGUACACGUUAUCGUGGCCGGACAGAAUUUAUUGCUCCGAGGUCACGUGGCCCCGACUCGACCUGUGCAAACUCGGUUCGCUGACAUUCAAAGUCCCCGAUAACGUGAAGUAUCCAUCGAUGGACCUCGCCUACGCGGCUGGUCGGGCCGGGGGAACGAUGACGGGAGUUUUGAGUGCCGCCAACGAGAAGGCCGUGGAGUUGUUCAUCGAUGAGAAGAUCAGCUACUCAGAUAUCUUCAAGUUCGUCGAGCUCACGUGCGACGCACAUAGGAAGGACUUAGUUGCAAAUCCGUCCCUCGAGGAGAUCAUACACUACGAUUUGUGGGCCCGGAAAUACGCGGCAAGUUUACAACCGUCGUCCGGCCUGAGCCCUGUCCCUGCUUGAAUAACCGCGCCGCGCCAACUCCUCGAAUAAAGAUGACGCGCUCGCGCUCAAAUCGGUAAGUCGGAAUUAUUUUCGCUUCGUUUGUCAUAUGAAGAAGUUACUAUGUGCCAGCAUGUAAAUUACUCCCUUUUAUGAAUAUAAAGCAGUUCAAUUUUGCA